This is a messenger RNA of Otolemur garnettii (small-eared galago), 2015 nucleotides long. RefSeq names its product AT-rich interaction domain 3A (gene ARID3A). Gene Ontology annotation, molecular function: DNA binding. The coding region runs from base 19 to 1863 and encodes 614 amino acids. NCBI's taxonomy places the organism in Eukaryota, Metazoa, Chordata, Mammalia, Primates, Galagidae. The transcript is spliced from 8 exons. Gene Ontology annotation, cellular component: nucleus. Gene Ontology annotation, biological process: regulation of transcription by RNA polymerase II. The record is from RefSeq and is a predicted model, not a curated record.
GGUCCGGCCCGCAGGGCCAUGAAGCUGCAGGCUGUGAUGGAGACGCUCUUGCAGCGGCAGCAGCGGGCACGCCAGGAGCUGGAAUCCCGGCAGCAGCCACCUGUUGACACCUCUGCUGGACCUGCAGCCCGAGUUCGGGCUGCUGUGGAUGUGGACAGAGAGCCCGAGAAUGCACGAAUGCAGCGGGCCCAGAUGGCUGCAUUGGCAGCCAUGAGGGCAGCAGCUGCAGGCCUUGGACAUUCACCCAGCCCUGGUGGCUCAGAGGAUGGGCCCACAGGCUUGGAGCAUGAGGACACUGCCCGAGAGGGAAUACCAGGCUCACCUACCCUGCCUAGCCGAGGCAAGGAAGGGCCAGGAGAUGGGCACUUCGAAGACCUGGGCUCUGACGAGGACCUGAAGCCAAAAUGGGAAGAGGAAGAGGAGCUUGAAGAAGAACUGGCAGAGGAAGAAGAAGAGGAGGAAGAAGAGGAGGAUUAUGAGGAAGAAGAGGAUGACGAGGGGCUGGGCCCUCCAGGCCCUGCCAGACUGGGCUCUGCUGCCUUGUUCCCCCGAAAGGCUCAGCCACCUCAGGUUUUCCGUGGUGAUGGCCUUCCCAGGGCUCUGGGGAGUCAGGAGCGGCAGGGGUCUGGCUCUGCCCACUCUGGAGGGGCCACCCAUGUGGCCCCCCAGCUACAGCCACCCGACCAUGCAGACUGGACCUACGAGGAACAGUUCAAACAGCUCUACGAACUUGAUGGGGACCCCAAAAGGAAAGAAUUCCUGGAUGACCUAUUCAGCUUCAUGCAGAAGCGAGGGACGCCUGUGAACCGUAUCCCCAUCAUGGCCAAGCAGGUCCUUGACCUAUUCAUGCUGUAUGUCCUGGUGACAGAGAAGGGAGGCCUUGUAGAGGUCAUCAACAAGAAGCUGUGGCGUGAGAUCACCAAGGGCCUCAACUUGCCCACAUCCAUCACCAGCGCUGCCUUCACUCUGCGCACCCAAUACAUGAAGUACCUGUACCCCUACGAGUGUGAGAAGCGGGGUCUCAGCAACCCCAAUGAGCUCCAGGCAGCCAUAGACAGCAACCGGAGAGAGGGCCGGCGCCAGAGCUUCGGAGGCUCCCUGUUUGCCUACUCACCUGGUGGGGCACAUGGCAUGCUCUCCUCACCCAAGCUGCCUGUGUCCUCCCUGGGCCUGGCUGCCAGCACCAAUGGCAGCUCUAUCACCCCAGCCCCUAAGAUCAAGAAAGAGGAGGACUCAGCCAUCCCUAUUACGGUCCCUGGCCGCCUGCCUGUGUCCCUCGCAGGCCACCCUGUGGUUGCAGCCCAGGCAGCAGCAGUGCAAGCAGCAGCUGCCCAAGCAGCUGUGGCAGCACAGGCAGCUGCUCUGGAGCAGCUUCGGGAGAAGCUGGAGUCUGGGGAGCCUCCUGAGAAGAAGAUGGCCCUGGUAACUGACGAGCAGCAACGGCUCAUGCAGCGAGCUCUGCAGCAGAACUUCCUGGCUAUGACAGCCCAGCUGCCAAUGAGCAUACGGAUCAACAGCCAAGCCUCCGAGAGCCGCCAGGACUUAGCUGUGAACUUGACUGGCACCAACGGCAGCAACAGUAUUAGCAUGUCUGUUGAGAUUAAUGGCAUCAUGUACACAGGAGUGUUGUUUGCUCAGCCACCAGCCGCCAUGUCAUCCUCAGCUUCCAACAAAGGCAGCAGUGGAGGUGGCAGUGGUGGCGGCUGUAGCAGCAGUGCUGGUGGCGGCGGUAGCAGCGGGAGCAACACAGGCAGCCGGGGAGGAAACAGCGGGACCAGCAGCAGUGCGGGCAGCCAGGCUGGGCCAGCAGGGUCAUCUGCAACCCCCACAUCUUCUACCUCAAAUAAUUCUACAUUGCCUUAACCGCCUCACUUCCCACCUGCCACCUUCUAGGAGCCCACCAGACUGGGAUCAAGGGGAUCAAGGUGGGCCAGGCAGGGGCCAGGAUGGCGGAAGAUACAUACGGGUGGGGAAGGAAGAUAUCCACAGAGGAGCCACAGCUGACGCCAAAAAGA